Myxocyprinus asiaticus (Chinese sucker) is the source of this 1844-nucleotide messenger RNA. RefSeq names its product protein tyrosine phosphatase 4A2a (gene ptp4a2a). Gene Ontology annotation, biological process: protein dephosphorylation. Gene Ontology annotation, cellular component: nucleus. Gene Ontology annotation, molecular function: protein tyrosine phosphatase activity. NCBI's taxonomy places the organism in Eukaryota, Metazoa, Chordata, Actinopteri, Cypriniformes, Catostomidae. The record is from RefSeq and is a predicted model, not a curated record. The transcript has 7 exons. The coding region runs from base 675 to 1181 and encodes 168 amino acids.
GUCAGAUUUCUGCACAACACCCAUUGUCGCCUGGUUACGGGAGCUAGAGCUAGCCCGUUAGCAGCGUCUGUAAAGCCUUCGGUAUUCUUAUGUACCGCCAGCUCUUUGUGCCAAGUAGAGACAGUCACGAAUGGUGAGGAUAGAAUGCAGAGUUCUCAACUUGUUUUCUGGUCACUUUUUGAAAGCUGUACAUUUAUGGCGUUUGUCAGUGUGAGUGGAGACUUCUGCCAGGCACAGCACCUGGUCAUUGUAGACAAGUGAAAAGAGGGCCUGCCUUAUGAAGAUUUACUACCUGACUGCCCGUCUUACAUUCUGUACUUUCGGGGAGCAUCUUUUAUUGUCCAAAUCUUAAGUGAAUGAAUCGGUUUGAGCCAAUUUAGGUACUAGAGAGUGAAGCGUUUUUCCUCUCUCUGGUGCCAACUGAUCAUCUCUCCUCUCCUGAAUGGGGUAAUUAGAAAUUGCAGACCAGAAGGAUAGUCCCCCUUCUUUGGUAUUUAUUUCGAAAUAGAGGGAUCGUGAAAGUGGUAUCCACCUCCUAUUUCCUUUUAAAAUACUCCGAGAUUUGCCUAAAAGUCAAAUUGCUGAGAUCUAUUUAGUUCUAUCCCUUUGGAAGUAUUUUUUGGCCUAGCUGUUUUUUUGGUCAAGUACAAAUAAACCUUAAUUUUAGUGUCAAAAUGAAUCGUCCGGCUCCUGUUGAGAUCACUUACGAAUGCAUGAGGUUUCUCAUCACUCACAAUCCCACCAAUUCACAGCUGACCAAGUUUACAGAGGAAUUGAAAAGCUUCGGAGUGCAGACGCUUGUUCGGGUUUGUGAUGCAACUUAUGACAAGACACCAGUGGAAAAAGAAGGCAUCGAAGUUUUGGAUUGGCCUUUUGAUGAUGGCUGUUCGCCCCCUGACCAAAUUGUUGAUGACUGGUUGAAUCUCCUCAAAUGUAAAUUUAAAGAUGAACCAGGCUGCUGCAUUGCAGUACAUUGCGUUGCAGGAUUGGGACGAGCUCCUGUUUUGGUGGCCAUAGCCUUAAUUGAGUGUGGGAUGAUGUAUGAAGAUGCGGUCCAGUUUAUUCGUCAGAAAAGGCGUGGGGCUUUUAACGCCAAACAACUUCUGUACCUUGAAAAAUACAAACCCAAGAUGCGCCUGCGCUUCAAGGAUGCCAAUGGUCAAAACUGCUGCAUUCAGUAGAGUAACAUUCAUCAAAGGACCUUUGAAAAUGGACACAUUUAUUAUUGCUAGUGUUGUUAUUAUCAGUUUUAGUUUGAUUAUUAUAUUGGACCAGGAUUUUACUGUAAUACAGUGCCAAGCACACAAACAGGUUAGUCAGUAUUAGUGUCUAGAUGGCUAUUUUUAACCCAACAACCAAAUCCAAUCUAGCCAAUCAUGUAAACUUACAGGCAAUGUGGUCUAUCACUAGUGAUGUUUUUCAUGGUAACAAACACAUUGGUAUAAUGAUUGAUGGCGGUUGUAAGUGUUUUAUGCCCUUUCUCUAAUACUUGGUGUUCCUGAUAUUGUCUGGAUUGUGUAACAAAACAUUCUGCAGUAACAAAACACUCAUCAGACUGCAUUGAUUAUGAAAAUUUCACUGUGUUGGUGCUUGUAAUGGACAGUUCUUGAAGUCUUUCAGCUUCUCCAAAGUUACAUAGGCACAACUACUGUAUCUAGUGCUAUAGAUAUUAAACAUUCCAAGACAUAUUCACAGGACUGUUGGACACUAGAGUUUGGUCAUCAGUACAAUGGAGGAAUUUAUGAAAUCCCAGAUUAUCCAAGAACACUUGGCCUUCUCCAAACUGAUUGUUGAAAUGUGUCAAAUCUGAAUAAAAAAAUAAAAUAAAAUAAAAAAUCUAAUAA